Messenger RNA from Rotaria socialis, 294 nucleotides. The record is from the annotation of a GenBank genome assembly. Lineage: Eukaryota; Metazoa; Rotifera; Eurotatoria; Philodinida; Philodinidae.
AUGACAAUCAAAGUUUAUAUGACAAAUAUAGCUGGUAAUCAAUUGACGGUUGGAAAUCAACGAAAAGUAAAACAUAUCUUAGAUGUCAACAAAAUAGAUUAUGUUGAUAUUGAUAUUAGCGAUCCGAAAAAUGUCGCCGAAAAAGAAUUUUUACAACGUGCAUUAUCACCAAUAAAUAAAACAUUACAUUUACCUCAAAUAUUUAAUAAUGAAGAAUAUUGUUGUGAUUUUGAUGGUAUAUUAUCGGCUGUUGAAUCCGAUACGCUCAAGGAAAUAUUAAAGUUGGAUAAUUAA